AAGGGAAUUUUGAUUCACUCUCCCCUCAUAAACCUCGUUUAUCCACCUCUCGAUAUACUCACUACACUGCCCCGUUGGCUCCUUAGCCCGUUGUAUCUCUAUGUGCCUGUCUGCGCCGUCCACGCUUUUGUCGUCCGCUCCUGUCCGCUCCGCCGCUGGCUACCCUAGCGAUUCCCCCACUUUCUCCGAUUCCUCCUCGACUGUGUCUCCAUAUCGUUUCGCUCUGGCUGGCACCCAGGCCGUGUCAUCCACUCGUUCGCCUGAUUUCACUGCUGGCGAGGUGAUUUGGCUAAGGGUCCAGGGUCCGUCCUGAAUAAGGGCGGACGGUAAUUUGGUGCUAGUUUCCAGGGCUCCUGCGAAACACUCCUCAGAGGUUUUCCAAGCCCGUUUGUCUCGGAAUUCUCGGUCUACCAUUGGCGUGACU
Messenger RNA from Aspergillus homomorphus CBS 101889, 424 nucleotides. RefSeq lists its product as uncharacterized. The transcript is spliced from 2 exons. Lineage: Eukaryota; Fungi; Ascomycota; Eurotiomycetes; Eurotiales; Aspergillaceae. The record is from RefSeq and is a predicted model, not a curated record. The coding region runs from base 101 to 313 and encodes 70 amino acids.